Molecule: messenger RNA, 534 nt
Organism: Colletotrichum spaethianum
Lineage: Eukaryota; Fungi; Ascomycota; Sordariomycetes; Glomerellales; Glomerellaceae
Exons: 1
Coding region: 1-534 (177 amino acids)
Source: RefSeq, a predicted model, not a curated record
AUGAACGCGAAAGGCUCGUCAACCGCGCAAGUCUCUAGCGCCCCAGCGUUACCUCCUAACGUCACCAUCUUCUCCCCCGCGAAACCGAGCACGGCAGAGGCCCUGCUGAAGGGUCGCAUCUUUACACGACUCACGGCUAACACUCAGACCGAGCCAUCCAAACUCGCGGCAGCGCUUAAAGAUGCGGCUCGUCCUGAGGUCAACGACACUUUCUGCUUCAGCCACCGCAACGUCGUCUUGAUAUUCGAUGGAGAAAAGGACGGUGCAGAUGCGGUUGAUGCGCAUCAUGAUCAUUUCCGCCUUGUCUGCCUGGCGUUGAAAGACGCAGACAUAAGCCUCGAUGUAGCUGGUUGCAUAUUCGAUGCUCCUGAAGUCUUACAAGCAGGUUUCCAACUGGAUACUCUGAGCUCAGGAUCAGUCCUCGUCAUCGACCUGAUGGGAGGAGACGACGACGAAGACACUGACGACGAAGAUGACGAAGCGGCCGCUGAGAAGCUCUUAAUGAGCGGAGACUCAGGAGCAACGAUGUCAUGA